AUGCAUGAUGAAGUACAUAAUGGUGUCCUAUUGCCCUGCGCUAGUGGAUGAGUGUGUGCUAGAUCCUUCCUCUACACAGCUCUUGUUGUCACCAUGACUGCUUCACGAUCUUGAAGGUAUACCGGGUUAGUCAUCCCGGAUAAAGGUUUCCGGCUCCACGUGCCUGAAGUCACACAUAACUAGUUGGUCUGCUUUUCCAUUUCUCCAGGAUCCCCACCCUUAAGCGAUAGAAACGAUUGGCUGUCGUGUAUCUCUAGUGGGCGGAAGUCGGUGUUGAAUUGCUUCUCCACAUUACCUCAUCGAGUAUCUCGAAUCUCGGAAAUUCAAGGACACAACGAGAGACUGAGUGGUAUCUUCGGAAUUGUACUCCCUCCCGAAAAUAUAUAUACCAGCCAGGCAGUACACCGAAAAGACCUCUCACAUCAACUUGAACUGUCGUCCUACAGCCCCCCUAAAGCACAAUGACUAUCCCAAACGGAACCCCCAAACCCGUGUCGAGCCGGUUAUACCAGCUCGACCACCCCAACCUAGAAGACUUCAAACAAAUCUGCUCCCAAACUACCACCAAAGCAACCUACCCGCUAGCCGCAUCCGUGGACCAAAACAUCCCAAUCUACAACCUCACUACCCUGGACCCCCAAAACCACGACCAAACAAUCCGCCUCCAAGACGAAUGGUACAACAUCCUACACACGGGCCCGGGGAUCCUCGUCCUAAAAGGCAUGUACACCCCCGCCAAAUACGCACCAACCCUAUCGGCAACAAACAGCGCCUUUUCAACCAUCAUCGCCCGCGAAAGUGAAACCCAUCCAGGGAAAAAAGGCGACCACUUCGCAGCGAGCGGCAAAAACGACCGAAUCUGGAACUCCUUCAGCAAACACGCCCUGGAAGAUCCCCACUCCUUCAUAACCUACUACUCAAACCCCUGGCUCCGGCUCAUCAGUGAAUCCUGGCUCGGACCCGCAUACCGCAUAACCGCCCAAGUUAACGUAGUCAAACCAGGCGGCGCAGCCCAGGACUCCCACCGCGACUACCACCUCGGCUUCCAGGAUUUGGCUCGCUGCGCCGCUUUUCCAAGGAGCAUCCAGCUCGCUAGCCAGCAUCUUACGCUGCAGGGUGCGGUUGCGCACAGCGAUAUGCCGAGGGAGAGUGGGCCGACAAGGUUCUUGCCCUUCAGCCAGAUGUAUGGGCCGGGGUAUCUUGCGUGGCGGAGAGAGGAGUUCCGGGCGUAUUUUAAUGAGAAUUAUGCGGCUUUGCCGUUGGAGUUUGGGGAUGGUUUGUUUUUUAAUCCGGCUGUGUUUCAUGCCGCGGGGGCGAAUGAGACGGUGCCAGAGGGUGGGUUCCACCGGAAGGCGAAUUUGUUGCAGAUCAGUAGUGGGUUAGGGAAGACGAUGGAGAGUAUUGAUACUGUUCCUAUUGUGGAGAGGUGCUGGGAUAUAUUGGUGGAGAGGGUGAGGGGUGCUGGUGGGGUGGUUGAUGGUGAAUUGGAGAAUUUUGUCCUCGCUGUUGGCGAUGGGUAUCCAUUUCCGACGAAUCUGGAUAGACGGCCUCCUGCGCCCAGUGGCAUGGCGCCGGAGAGUGAGCAGGAGAUUAUGGUUAGGGGGUUGAAGGAGGGGUGGGGGAAGGAGAGGGCUGUGGAGGAGUUGAAGAAGAUGAAGGCGGAUUCUUGUGCUUGACCUGUUCUACUGGGGAUCGG
Aspergillus alliaceus is the source of this 1696-nucleotide messenger RNA. RefSeq names its product phytanoyl-CoA dioxygenase family protein. Gene Ontology annotation, biological process: fatty acid alpha-oxidation. Bases 462 to 1676 code for a protein of 404 amino acids. The record is from RefSeq and is a predicted model, not a curated record. Gene Ontology annotation, molecular function: phytanoyl-CoA dioxygenase activity. NCBI's taxonomy places the organism in Eukaryota, Fungi, Ascomycota, Eurotiomycetes, Eurotiales, Aspergillaceae. The transcript has a single exon.